AUGGUUCUCAAAAGGGUAUCAUUGACUUUUAUCUCAAGAUUCGGCCUGACUCAGCUUGUAGGAACUUUGGACGCCGUCGACGAUAGUUUCAUCCGGAUUGAAAAGCUUCGUCGGCUGGCGCAUCGUGUGGGAGAUUUUGGACUGCGUCUUCCUGGAAGUGAUGUUCACGACGAACUUGUCGACUGGAUAAGCGAUAUUGUACAUGAGAUUAGCGGAAUCAGAGUCCUGGAAUCUCAAUACGAUCUAAUUACUUGGAAACCAAACCAAGGCAGCAGUCUUGUCCAAUCUGGGGAUCUUGUAGCCCAGUUGAACGGGUCUUAUGAAAGGCCAUAUCUCACAACACCCAGCGAGGAUUCGAUUGCUUCCAGUCAGGGUGGAGCAACGGGGCUCAUCAACGCGUUUGGCAUGCCUCGUAAGGCCAUGGAGAACUAA
Penicillium soppii is the source of this 432-nucleotide messenger RNA. RefSeq lists its product as uncharacterized. The transcript has 2 exons. The record is from RefSeq and is a predicted model, not a curated record. Bases 1 to 432 code for a protein of 143 amino acids. Lineage: Eukaryota; Fungi; Ascomycota; Eurotiomycetes; Eurotiales; Aspergillaceae.